Molecule: messenger RNA, 2331 nt
Organism: Cyanistes caeruleus (blue tit)
Lineage: Eukaryota; Metazoa; Chordata; Aves; Passeriformes; Paridae
Source: RefSeq, a predicted model, not a curated record
GGGAGGGCGAGAAAUAAGAGGAAUAAAUUCCACUGAUAUUCUAUAAAAUAAGUUAAAACACAAAAAUUCCAGUAAAAUCAGCUGAUAAUUGUCAUUUACCUAUGAAGAGAUCCUGCCAACCCCAUCCUACAUGAAUUUUGGGACAGCAUUAGCACGGAUUCUCUAAUUCCCAGUAUUUUCUGGAGUCAGUGAAGGUAAAACUGGAAUUCCAGGCAGCUGGAACACCUAAAAUUGACAUGCUGGACCCAAUUCCAAUAGACUGGAAAAUGAAGUUCCCGUUAUUUCCUGGACUCAGUGCAGGCACAACUGCAAUUCUAGGGAGCUGUCCUAGAACUGGAUCACCUAAAAUGUAAUCCUGGAUCAAAUUCCAGUAGGCUGGAAUUAGGAAAUUCCCAAAUUCCCAGUAUUUUCUGGAGUCAGUGAUGGUAAAGCUGGAAUUCCAGGCAGCUGGAAUACCUAAAAUUGAGAUGCUGGACCCAAUUCCAAUAGGCUGGAAAACGAAAUUCCUUAAUUCCCACUAUUUUGUGAAUUCAGUGGUGCCAGGGGCCUCUCCUAGAACCUCAACACCUAAAACUGAGCUCCCGCUUCCAACUCCAGCGAUCAGGAAAGUUCAAUUCCCUAACUCCCGCUAUUUCCACACCUCAGCCAGGCCAGUCCCACAGCGCUCCUCCCUCCAUCCCUUCUUCUCCAGCCAUUCCCGACGGGAUUCCCCUCCCUCGAGGGCUCCUUUUACCCCUUCAAACCUCAAGCUCAGCGUUUCCUCUUCCUGCCGAAAAACCCCGGAGCGGGAGCGGGAAGGGGCGUGGAGAAAGCGGGAAUUUCCCUCAGCCGUCCCCGCCCGGAGCCGCCCCUGAGGGGAACGGUGCCCUGAGGGGAACGGCUCCCUGAGGGGAACGGCGCCCUGAGGAGAAUGGUGGGAACGGUGCUUCCAAGGAUUCCUUGGAAUUUUCCCGCUCUCUGCUGGCUCCUGGCCGUGCCCAUUCCCGGUUCCCUGAGUUUGGAAUGCCGGGAGCACCAAUACCGCUUCCAUGAUAAAUGCUGCAGCGACUGCCCCCCCGGGCAGAGGAUGCGGCGGCGCUGCACGGCCUGGGACGACACCGAGUGCUCGCCGUGCCAGGACGGCUACUUCAGCUCGCAGCACCACCAAGGCUUCUGCCGCAGCUGCACCGUCUGCCAGACCUGGCGGGGCAGCGAGGAGGUGAAGCCGUGCGAGAGGAGCUCGGACCGGCGCUGCCAGUGCCGGGCGGGGUUCGCGCCCAGCGGGAAUGCUGAGGGGAGCGAGUGCUCCCGAUGUCCUGAAGGGACUUUCUCCAGAGGAGGAAAUGAGAACUGCCAGCCUUGGACCAACUGCAGCUUUUUUGGGAAGAGCACGCUCCGAGCUGGCUCGGCAACGGAGGAUGCCCUGUGCAGCAGCCCUGGCCUGGAUCCCAUUCCCACGGGAUUCCUGGAAAACAGGGAUCCUGUUCCCACGGCGUUCCCAGAAAAUAGGGAUUCCGUUCCCACGGCAUUCCCGGAGAGCAGCUCCAACACAUCCGGUCCCAGGGAGAUUCCCGUGGUUUGUCGGGAUCCCGGCGGCCCCGCGGAGCCCGGCUGGGGUUCUUUGUCCCUGUUCCUGCUGUGCCUGGUCCUGCUGAUGGUGAGCGGAAUUUCCAUCCUGCUCCUGCUCAUCCAGGCAGCCCGGAAAAAAACCAGGAAUGGGCCUGGGAGGAGCAUCCAGCACAAUGAGGGCAGCUGCCGGAUUCCCGUCCAGGAGGAGCACCUGGAUCCCAAUUCCAGCCUCACCAAGAACUGAUCCUGUGCCCUGCCCUUCCCGGCUUCUCAGAGCCCGGGAAUUCCUGAGGAGUUAAUUGGAGGACGCUUGAACCCUUCCAUUAACUCAGCGUCUCCCUUUGGAAUUCAGGAGAAUUCCCGAGGGAAUUCUGGGGGAAAUUUUCCCCCCUUUUUGGGUCAAUCCUUGCUCAGAUCCCUGAAAAUGUUCUGGGGAUGAAUUUCUGCUGGAAUUCCCAGCUGGGAAAUCAUGGAAAUCCCGGAGCAGGUGAAACCCGGGGUGGCUCCGGGAAGAGAAAAUCCUUGGAUGCUCCUGCUGAGGGGAAAAUGGGAAUUCUCAACCCAAUCUUGGGAUUUUGGGGUUGGAUUUGAACCCAGCUUGUGCUGCCUAAACCUGGGCUCAGCUUGGGGCCCAGAGCUGCAGAAAUCUUGGGCUGGGCACUUCAAAUGCCCCAGGUUUGAUGGAAAAAAGGAAUUUUACUCCUUUAAAGGUUUCAAAUCCUCUCAUAUUUCAUGAAAAAAAAUGAAUUUUAUUCAUUUAAAGGUUUCAAAUCCUCUCAAAUU